AUGUUCCAUAAAUCAUCGAUGAACGUACACCUGAAAGAUGGGCACAUCCUCUGUGCAUACUGCCAACGGCCCUCGGGCGAAGCAACUUAUUCAGAACUCGACCUAAAUAACGUCCUGGGCGCGAUAAAGGGUAAAUUCGCCUGGAGUGCUGAGAACUUCACCGAGGAUGCGGCCGAUGUCAUUCUCAAGUGGGAUGGCCCCAACCACGAACCCAUGCUGCACGCGCAGCUGGAAGAUGAAGAGGGCAUGCACAACGAGGACACGGUCAACUUGGCGGCCUGUAUCAAGAAUGAGGAUGGACAUCUGCGCUACAUGGAUUGUUUCUAG
Messenger RNA from Penicillium waksmanii, 327 nucleotides. Its product is annotated as CVNH domain-containing protein. The transcript is spliced from 2 exons. NCBI's taxonomy places the organism in Eukaryota, Fungi, Ascomycota, Eurotiomycetes, Eurotiales, Aspergillaceae. The record is from RefSeq and is a predicted model, not a curated record. Bases 1 to 327 code for a protein of 108 amino acids.